Rhopalosiphum padi (bird cherry-oat aphid) is the source of this 2000-nucleotide messenger RNA. Its product is annotated as mitochondrial glutamate carrier 1-like. NCBI's taxonomy places the organism in Eukaryota, Metazoa, Arthropoda, Insecta, Hemiptera, Aphididae. The transcript is spliced from 8 exons. Bases 590 to 1372 code for a protein of 260 amino acids. The record is from RefSeq and is a predicted model, not a curated record. Gene Ontology annotation, biological process: malate-aspartate shuttle; L-glutamate transmembrane transport; aspartate transmembrane transport. Gene Ontology annotation, molecular function: L-glutamate transmembrane transporter activity; L-aspartate transmembrane transporter activity.
AUUGCCAAGUACAACGCCGACGGACAAACGAAUUAUAUUACAAUUGAUGCCAAUUAUUAAAUAAUUAUAGUGUUGUAUUAUUUUAUCAUUACUUUUCCUCGCCGCGACCACAGUCGACACCUACUAUAAUAUUAUAGUCUCGGCCGAGGGCGGUCGACGGUUUAUGGUUACGUUAGUACUUUAGUUCGUCGCUCGCCGCGGCUUUUUGCGGUCGGUCUGUGUAUUUUAUGUCGACGAAAACACUACAACAGUCGUCAAUCAUCAGACCUCAGAGGCUCAGACGUCAGUCGACAGUCACCAUCCAACGCAGAUUGUGGCUUGCUGCUGAUCGGCGUCUUCUAAAGUUCUAACUCGCCAUGACAUCGUCUAAUACCGUCCAAUCGGAAGUAAUGUAAGUUGUAUUGUUACGGAAUACGGAUUAACAUAAUCGAACUACGUUAGAAAACUUCCACCUUCUGAACGUUUUUCAUUAUUACCUAAAAUAAUAAAUGGAGGUAUAGCUGGUAUAAUUGGAGUAACCAUAGUUUUCCCACUGGAUUUGGUUAAAACAAGACUUCAAAAUCAAAAGCCAGGUCCUGAUGGAUCUUUCAUGUAUAGAUCAAUGUUUGAUGCAUUUCGAAAGACAUAUGCUUCUGAAGGAUAUUUUGGAAUGUACCGAGGAUCUGCUGUAAAUAUUUUAUUAAUUACGCCAGAAAAAGCCAUUAAAUUAGCAGCUAAUGACCAAUUUCGGCAUUGGUUGGCACCGUCUGGGAAGCCUUUAACGUUAAUACGCGAAAUGUUGGCCGGUGCAGGUGCUGGACUUUUUCAAAUUGUUGUUACCACUCCAAUGGAAUUAUUGAAAAUUCAAAUGCAAGAUGCAGGACGAGUUGCUGCACAAGCUAAAUUAGAAGGAAAAACUGUGCCAAAAGUAUCAGCUACGUCAUUGGCACGUGAAUUAGUUGCUUCAAAAGGGUUAUUAGGUCUUUACCGUGGUGUGGGAGCUACUGGAAUGCGUGAUGUAACAUUUUCUAUUAUUUAUUUUCCAAUGUUUGCUCGACUAAAUGCGUUAGGACCACGCAAAAAAGAUGGCUCUGGCGAUGCAGUAUUUUGGUGUUCAUUUGUGUCAGGUUGUGUAGCUGGUUCAAGUGCUGCUUUAGCUGUAAAUCCAAUUGAUGUAAUUAAAACUAGAUUGCAAGCAAUUAAAAAGUCUGAUGCAGAAGUUGAAUAUAAAGGAGUUGUUGACUGUUUUAUGAAAACAUUACGUAAUGAAGGUCCCUUGGCAUUCUUCAGAGGUGGUGCAUGUCGAAUGAUAGUGAUUGCACCACUGUUUGGUAUUGCACAAACUGUUUAUUAUUUAGGGGUAGCUGAAAGAAUUAUGGGUGUGAACAAAUAAAGAGGCAAUAUUCAGUGUAAAGCAAUAAAAAUGUAUCUGCAAUUAGUUCACUUUUAUCCUUACACAGUAUUAUUGUUAGCUCAUUUUUGCGUUUUCACAUAUUUCUGAGGCAUAGUUAUAUACUUAUACGAAUUUCAAAUUUAGUACCUAUGGUGGCAAACCAUUUACCAAAUUUCACUAAAUUAUAUUUGUUCAAUUAUUUAAUUCAGAGGCCAAUAACAGUUCAGGGUUGUUAUGAUUUUUUUUGUUCUAUUAUUUUUUGUUGGCUUAAACAAUUUACAUAUUUAGUUGUACUAUAAUAUUUUUAUGAAAAAGAAAUCAUUUAUUAUACUAUUAUAAUAAAUAAUAGUUAAAAGUAGGAAACUUAGAUGAAAACAAUCAUUUAAAUAUAUGUUACUAAUGUUAAGGUUGAAAUUAACUGUGAUUGUUUAUGAACAUUAUCUUCUUUGUGUACUUAAAUAUUACCUAUGCUGUCAUGCAUUCCGUGUCCAAUGUAACCGUGAUUAUAUGUUAAUGCCAAAUUUUUACUUUACUUAUCAAUAUUAAUGAUGUAGUAUUAUACUUGUUUUAAUUAUUUUAAUGAUGUCUAAAAUCUAUAAUAAAUUUGACAAUUAACUUUAUUAACUAA